UUCUUUAGCCCAAAAUCAAUAUGUUUGUUAGGUCAGAUUGGCAGCCGACGAAACAAAGCUCAAGCUUCUCUCUUUUUUCAGCUGCAGCCAUGGUGAACGUGCCUAAGACCAAGAAGACUUACUGCAAGAGCAAGGAGUGCAGGAAGCACACUCUGCACAAGGUCACACAGUAUAAGAAGGGUAAGGAUAGUUUGGCAGCACAAGGGAAGCGUCGUUACGAUCGCAAACAAUCCGGUUACGGUGGCCAAACCAAACCAGUGUUCCACAAGAAGGCAAAGACCACCAAGAAGAUUGUGCUGAGGCUACAAUGCCAGGGUUGCAAGCAUGUUUCGCAGCAUUCAAUCAAGAGGUGCAAGCACUUUGAGAUUGGUGGAGACAAGAAAGGGAAAGGAACAUCUCUGUUCUAGAUGUUUUAUUCAUGGUAUUAUGUUAUCCUCCCGGUUUACUUUUACUCGAGUUGUUCGAACUUAUAAGGCCGGAAUGGAACUUUGUU
Messenger RNA from Hibiscus syriacus, 493 nucleotides. RefSeq names its product 60S ribosomal protein L44-like. Gene Ontology annotation, molecular function: structural constituent of ribosome. Bases 21 to 407 code for a protein of 128 amino acids. Gene Ontology annotation, cellular component: cytosolic large ribosomal subunit; ribosome. The record is from RefSeq and is a predicted model, not a curated record. The transcript is spliced from 4 exons. NCBI's taxonomy places the organism in Eukaryota, Viridiplantae, Streptophyta, Magnoliopsida, Malvales, Malvaceae. Gene Ontology annotation, biological process: translation.